Molecule: messenger RNA, 633 nt
Organism: Neolamprologus brichardi
Lineage: Eukaryota; Metazoa; Chordata; Actinopteri; Cichliformes; Cichlidae
Source: RefSeq, a predicted model, not a curated record
AUGGCAAGAAGAGAGGAAUGGACAAACAUCUCACUGACAGUCACUGAAGUGGAUGUUUUACUGUCGGAUCCACAAGCAGAGCCAAAGACUAGAGCGGAAUUUUUAAAAUAUUCACGUGAAAUCACGCUGGAUCCAAACACAGCAAACACAUAUCUGUUAUUAUCAGAGGGGAACAGAAAAGCAACAUCCACAAAGAAACAGUCUUAUUCUGACCACCCAGACAGAUUCACUGGAUGGUGGCAGGUCCUGAGUAGACAAAGCCUGACUGGACGUUGUUACUGGGAGGUGGAGUGGAGAGGUGGAGGAAUUAUUGUAGCAGUUGCGUACAAGAAUAUCAGCAGAGUAGAAACUGGAUGUUGGUUUGGACAUAAUGACAAAUCUUGGUCAUUAGAUUGUAACAACAACAGUUAUACAUUUUGGUACAACAACAUCCAAACUCGUGUCCCAGGUCCUCGUUCCUCCAGAGUAGGAGUGUACCUGGAUCACAGAGCAGGUAUUUUGUCCUUCUACAGCGUCUCUGAAACCAUGACUCUCCUCCACAGAGUCCAGACCACAUUCACUCAGCCGCUCUAUGCUGGACUUUGGCUUUGUUAUUCUUAUGGGGACAUUGCUGAGUUUGUUAAACUGAAAUAG